This is a messenger RNA of Salvia splendens (bonfire salvia), 1645 nucleotides long. RefSeq lists its product as uncharacterized. Lineage: Eukaryota; Viridiplantae; Streptophyta; Magnoliopsida; Lamiales; Lamiaceae. The transcript has 3 exons. The record is from RefSeq and is a predicted model, not a curated record. The coding region runs from base 281 to 583 and encodes 100 amino acids.
UCCAUUUUGCCGCCAUCUCUGCAAAACCCUCUUCUUAUUAGAACAUGGCAGCAAACGACGCCGUUCUCCUCCGCUCGUUGGAGCUCUGCCUCCUCUGCUGCUCCAUACCAUCCGAUACGGUCGCACCGCGGCCUUCCAACCCCAAUUCUCAAACCAAUUUCAUCACCUCCACUCUCUCCUAAACGACCCUGUCUAUCUAAUAGAAUCUGGCGACUAUCUUAAAGCCAUCGCCUCCUCCUCCGCUUUUCAAGCCCUAUUUUCCUAUAAAGCAUUGCUUGUGAUGGCGAUCGCGGUUGCUUCUUUGCUUCUCUUCAAUCAGUCUAACUUUACUGGGCCAUCAGUGAACAUUCCUUUGAUGCCGCUUGCAGAAUUGUUGAUCCUUGAGCAUAAUGGGAAACAUGGGCACAAAAGGAACUCGUGUCUGUUGGUGGUUGUGACCUUUGUGCAAAAUUCUCUAACUUGCAGAAUUAUGCUUGAGAUUAAAGGACGCGCAGUGAUUAGCCAGUCAGAGUCUUAUGUGCCAAAUAGUGAUAGCAGUCAUACUGACCCUGUCAGUGGUAUGCCAAUGGGACAAAUGGUUUGAAAAUUGACUCUACCAGAAGUCGGGAAGCCACCUGAUUGAAUUGAUUGGGAAAAUCUUCAGACAGAUUGUUCAAGGUGGCACAAGCUGAAAGGAGAUCUAGCAAUGUGCUCCGAGACUCUACUUAAGCAAGUUAGAUCAUACCAAGGAUCUGAUUUGUGGAAAGACAAGGAUAGGUUUGUGAAAUUUGCAAAUGCUUCCUUGGACCUGUGCAAGGUGUAUCAGGAACUUGCUUUUAGAGAAAUGUUUGCUGCCGAUAUGCAUUUGAAGAGUACAAUAAAACAAGCUAUAGAUCUUUCUAACACUAGAGAAUAUAGAGAUCUUGUAGCUUGCCUUGAAGACGUACAAGGGGCACUGAAAGCUACAUUAUUGCCUGGUGCACGAAGCUUCUGCUCAGCCUUUCCUGUAUCUCUAUGAUAUACGCACUCAUGUGUGAGUGGAGGGGUAAGAUGGUGUGAGAAAGUCCAUAUAAUUUACAGUUCUGUCAAGACUGAAAUGGGUUCUCAUUGGCUCAAGCUUGGACUCAACCAGGUACGCUUAGAACUUGCGCUUAAACAGAGUGCUUUUGUUUUAUGUAUGCAUUAGCUUGUGCUUCAGUAGAGUCUUACAUGGAAUGCAGUCUAGAUUAACAAAACAUAAUUUGCAAGACUUAAUGAGGUUCUUCGAAAGGAAUGAGAUUGUAGAAUGAUCACUUGUAGAUUCAUAAUUUAGACAUAGUUUUGGCAUCUGAUAAAUAUCUUAUGAUUUUGAUGUCUUCCUCAUCAAAACUCAGUUAGUGCAGUCUUAUAAAUGCUGUCAGAGCCCCCGGCAAAAGACUUCCUUUCGGAAGCUGCUUCAGAGACCUGUGACUGAGCCUGUGUGAGCAGAUGGUUCCCUCCAAAUAUAAAACCAUAUAUAUAUAUGUAAGAAAAGUUGGAGGCAGAAGAAAAAUAUCCCAAAUGCUCCCCUUAUUGUUGAAGAUCAGAGUUUGACCAUAAAUGUGAAAUACUAUAAUAGAUACCAGAUUCUUUGUGCUAUGGAUUUACUUCAAAUCAUUUUCUGCGAAUCGACACCAACACCUUUGGA